This is a messenger RNA of Bacillus rossius redtenbacheri, 2908 nucleotides long. Its product is annotated as collagen alpha-2(IX) chain-like. Lineage: Eukaryota; Metazoa; Arthropoda; Insecta; Phasmatodea; Bacillidae. The record is from RefSeq and is a predicted model, not a curated record. The transcript has 2 exons. The coding region runs from base 10 to 969 and encodes 319 amino acids.
CGCGGCGACAUGGCUGGAGCGACAGUACACACCCCUGCACGCGCGGUGGCUCGCGUGCUCGCGCUGCUGGCGGCCCGGGGCCUCCUCGCAGCUGCAGGCCCGGCGCACGUGUUCGACAUCGGCACGCCGCAGCUGUUCGGCAUGGGGUUCGGCACGCAGGGCUCCAAGGCCCAGCAGGGAGUCUACGGCCAGCAGAGCAGGCUCGGCCAGCAAGGGGCCUUCGGCCAGCAAGGCCUGCACGGACAGCAGGGACCGCACGGCCAGCAGGGGUCCUACUUGCAGCAGGGCUUCGCGGGACAGCAAGGGCCUCUGGGCCAGCAAGGGCCUCUCGGACAGCAAGGCCUGCACGGACAGCAGGGACCACACGGCCAGCAGGGACUUCAAGGCCAACAGGGCCCGGCAGGACAGCAAGGUCUCCUAGGACAACAAGGGUUGUACGGUCAGCAGAGUGCGAUACAGCAGCAAGGUCUUGCUGGGCAGCAAGGGCCUUUGGGGCAGCAAAGUUUUCCCGGACAGCAGGGGCUUUUUGGACAACAAGGUCUCGCCGGACAGCAAGGACAUUUAGGCCAACAAGGAUUCCCCGGGCAACAAGGUCUUGCAGGACAACAAGGAGCUUUGGGCCAACAAGGUUUUCUCGGGCAACAAGGGCUUCUUGGACAGCAAGGUUUCCCCGGACAGCAAGGUUUCCCCGGACAGCAAGGCCUUCAUGGACAACAAGGUAUUGGAGGACAACAAGGGCCGCUCGGACAACAAGGUUUCCCAGGACAGCAAAGUAUUAUUGGACAACAAGGUGUGGCGGGACAACAAGGCCUUCAGGGCCAACAAGGACUCGCCGGACAGCAAGGAUUUCAUGGUCAGCAGGGCUUAGGUGGACAGCAAGGUCCUCUUGGACAGCAGGGACCAGCUGGACAACAGAGUCCUCUAGGACAGCAAAGUGUCUAUGGGCAGCAAAGUGACAUUAUUAUAUGAUAAUUUUAGUGACAAUUUUUUAAUCAGUAUUGGCCCUUCGAGUAAGACGUCAAUUUUAAUAUAUUGGGUUGUGUGUAUUCAAUGAACAAGAUAUGUAGCUACAUGAGUGGUGGUGAAGAUGUGUGCUGAUGCUUAGUCGCGGGCUAGGUGUCUCUAGGUAAUGCCAUGGUUGUGGACGGCACGACAUAUCUGAUUAUAUUAUCAUGGCGAUGAUAUUCUACAAUAGUUGGCCAAUUCAUUAGCAAAGUUGAACAUUAAAACAUAUUUCUUACUGUUUAAUACAGCUCAUAAAUACAUUUCACAACUAAGGCAAGGCAAUACUUCAAUAUCGAGAGAAACUAGUAUCUAUAUAACAGUAAUCGUUGUAAUAUUUUUAAUAUAUUAAGAAAUAAAUUAUUGUGUAAAGUUUUUUUAAUAAGUAAUAUUUAAGCUUCAUCUUAAACCACAAUAGCAAAUAUGUACCCCUUGGUUAUUUUAAACUUUCAAAUAAAACUCAGUAUACCACUCAAAUUUUUGGGUUACUUUAAAAUUUUGCCAGAUGUUAUAAAUGUCAAAACAUUUGUGGUGAGAUAAAGUAGAUUUCACAUGUAUGAAAAAAUGUAAAUUAGUGCAAGUUAUUUCUUAGGGUUUCAAAUGUUUUAAUGAGAUUAAUUUUCUUUAUGUUUUCAACAAAAGAGUGCAUAUAAAGUCAUUAAACUUACUCAAAGUUUUAAUAUGCGAUCAUUGACUAGCGAGUUCUCAAAAGAGUUGUUGAUAUCUUUGAGAAUCUGGUAUUAAAAUAAGGUUAUAUUUACUUGUGGUAUUUAGCCUUAGCCUCAUUCGAGAGUUUUUUAGUUCAAUUUCUUUUCACUAAAUUGGAAAUAAAAUAUUUUCAUACAUUUUUAAUGUCUUUAAUACAACUAAGUACUGAGGCAUUUCCUUCAAAAUCUUUUCUCUUUGCUCUUAACAGAAAAUUUUCCAAUAUUCCAAAGUGUUGCUGGGGUCAAGCACAAAAAUAAAAGUUUAAGAUUAUAUUUUUUAACUUAAAUUCCAAACAAUUAUUAUUUAGGUUUACUGAGAACGUUUUAGUAAUUAAACAUUAGAAGUUUCUACAAUUCUGUGGUCAUUCGGUAAAUCAUACGAUUCAUAUGUGUGAAAGUUAUAAAAGACUUCAUAAGUGUUAACAAAAUUUCAAUUUACUGCAGUUUUCUUGAAAAGAAUUAUUUUAAAAUUUUACCAGUAAAAUAAUAAUUUAUAAAGAAAAAUAAAAAGGAUUCUUGUAAAUUUUCGUACUUGUAUAAUAUUAUACAUAACGACAAAUGCAACUUUUUUAGUAAGAAUUGAAUAUCGUACUAAUAUGAAGUGAGGUUGAACUGUAAAAAAUAUAUAGAAUCACAUAUAAAUAAUCAGUUAUUUUACAUUUAACUCAUGUAAUUUUGAAAAUACCUGUAUAGUUGGUGUAAUUUUGUACAUAUGUUUCUAAAAAAACCUAAUGGUGCUACGGGCUUCGGCUAAUAUACACGAAUGUACACCUGUUAUUAAAACUAACAUGUUUAAUUACACAUUUGUAUGUAAAGAUGCAAUUACACUUCCAACAAGUGUAAAAUUAAUCAUUGUCCAGAUUUUUUCAAUGCAGUAUGCUUUAAGGCACACACGACUUCAUUGUGAAAUUGCAAAAUAUUUGUCAGAGUAAAUAACGUAAAUAACAACUUAAGUUUAACUGCAAAUAUAUUUAUAUAUAUAUAUAUUACAACCCAUUUUGCAAAGAUUCAUUAGUGUGCACGACUUUAAACUAAUAACCAUAACAUCUGGGGUUCGAUACUCCUCUAAGUCAAUCAGAUUAUAAGAAGUGUAUACUUGAACAUUUGAAGUGAUAAAAUAAACAAAUUUUCUCUAAAUAAAAAACUUUUCAUUAACAGCUAUAAGAUGCGAAAAAAAAUUGUUUCGAGGUAUUCGUGGG